GCUGGGGCCGAGACGGCUUUGUGCACGGGUUUCGCACAGCAAAAACGCCAAAAAACAGGCGUUGCGGGCGGUCCCAACGCGUCGCAGCGCUGCUUCAGUAUCUCUUAGACUUGCGGCCGUUCGACUGCUGUGAGAAUCAGACGACGCCCGAGCAGCGUGGCCGCGUAUAGAGGCACAGCUUUCGUGCUGCUGUGCAGCCGCCGCGCGCCGCAGCCGUAAACGAUGGCCGACGCGCCGCCACCCAACGAAUCGUCGGAGGACUACGCCGCCGCGCAUGCUCUAGAAUAUAAGAACCGCGGCAACGCGAAAUUCAAGGAGCGGGACUACGAGGGCGCCGUGCAAGCCUUUUCUGAGGCGAUAGCGCUGGACCCGUCGAAUGCCGUCCUCUACUCGAACCGCUCGGGCGCGUACCUCGCGAUGAGCCACGUCUCCAAGGCCUUCAAGGACGCCGAAGAGGCCGUACGGUUGGACCCGCAGUGGCCCAAGGCUUUAGCAAGACGCGCGACGGCCGAGCACGCCCUGACGCGGUACAUCACCGCCCAAGCGACCUGGCGGAAGGCGCUGCAGCUGGACCCCGGCAACGAGGCCUACGAAAAAGCCCUGCAGGCGGCGAAGGACGGCGAAGCGCAACAAACGAAGGAGCGAAUUGAAGAUGAAAAACGCAAGGAAAGGGAAGCCGAGGAGAAACGUCGAAGGGACGCCGCCGACGAAGCGAAAAGGCGGGAAGACGCGCGGAACGAGGAGCAAUUGAAGGACUUCUUCGGGGUGCUCGAGGACGACAAAGUCCAGAGAGCUCGGAAGAAAAAGCUCGAGACGAAUCCCAUCACGGAAAAAUAUCAAAAACAGAAAUUAGGGAAAGGUGCGGACCACGUCGCGCGCCUCACGGACAAGCACGCGCAGUUCAAGAACCUAGAUCCGUUCCGAGUCCUCGUGUUAGAUACCGAUGCCACACCAGAUGAUAUAAAGAACAGAUACAAGAAGAUGAGUGUCUUAUGUCAUCCUGAUAAAAAUGGCGGUUCCGAGCAAGCCAAGCAAGCGUUCGAGGCCGUGAAAGAUGCGUAUGCCAAGUUAUCUGAUGAAAAGAAGCGCGACCGGACGAUCCUCGUGAUCGAGGGCGCCCGAGAAAGGUGUCGGCAAGAAAGGGCUUUUAAGCUGUCGAAGGGCGUGGACCCUGCCACGUUGCCACCGGAGGAGGAAGCCCUGCAGAAGGAGGUGGCCAAGACUUUUGCGCAAAAUGAAAUGAAGCGGAGGGAUGUGGAGGAACAUAACCGGGUCCAGCAGCAGCGCGAGCGGGACCAGGCCGCGGAAGCGGAAAAAAAGGAGGCCGACGAGAAAUUGUUCGAGAAGCAGUGGAACACGGACGACCGGCGCGGCGCGCGCGUGGGGAUGUGGCAGGACUUCCAGGACGACAAAAAACGUUCCGCGAACGUCAAACGGCAGCGGACGGCCGUCAACUUUAAACGGGAGGAAAAACAGGAGACGAAGAAGAAGUACGGCGAGUGGGACCGGGAGAGCUGGCGGCGGGACUGGAAGUAAUGAUAUUUGUGUUAUAAA
Messenger RNA from Pelagomonas calceolata, 1554 nucleotides. The record is from the annotation of a GenBank genome assembly. NCBI's taxonomy places the organism in Eukaryota, Pelagophyceae, Pelagomonadales, Pelagomonadaceae.